AUGAGUGACACUGUCAACUCUCUUGCUUCGACAGUUCUAAUGUCGAAUGAGAAACAAAACAAGGGAGCAACAAUGAAAGCUGCAACAUCAGGAGCUGAGAAGAUGCCCUUGAAUGGAUCCAUCAAAACGACGAUGCGCAACCACACCAGCAUUUCCGACAACUCAUCACAAGAGAUGGCUGAAGACGAAGGAUCGUUAGAAUUUCAAAAGCCAGGAUGGUGGGAUUUAUACAAACAAUUAUUGAGAAGAUACCGAAUCCCGCUGGAACUAGCAGAAGAGGCCUUGGAACGAAUCCUCUUUUGGAUGCCGCAUUCCGAGUCCGAAGAUCCAAACGACCCAACAGCUCCAAAACAUCAGUGGCGAGAAGUCCUUUUUGGACUCUUGUCGUUGCAUCGAUUGUCCAUGUAUUGUGCGUCGGAAGAAACUGAAGGGUCUACUAUGGGACUGGAAAAUUCGUAUGGAAUGACCAUCCAAACCAAAGAGCAACCAACAAUUUCGGCAACACGAAUUCGCAUCUACCUUAGCAUCCUUCACUGUCUCAUGCCAACCUUGUUGGAAAUCCUUCCCAGCAACAAAAAUUCAAGGAGAAAUCCUUCUGCUAGACAACAUAGUCAAAGUCGGGUUCGUCUGAGGUUGGAACAAGUCAAGUUUGGCUUGCGAUUGUACCUGUUGGCAUCCUACUGGACACAACAACAAUGGCAACAAUCAAAAGAAGGGGAAAGUUGGCUAGACAAGCUCAAGGGCAAUGCUUUCAAUAUUGGAAUUUUGCAGGCUGGGGGCAUGUUUGAUGUUGUGGGACAGGGGUCUGGGCUGCACAGCCUUGAAGCCGAGAGAAUGGGUCGCAGAAAGGCGUACAUGGGUCGACGGACGGGGCUCACCAUUCGACUUGCCAACGGCAGCGGCAAGAUUUUGCCUCCUUCGUUAUCGAGUACUACCAAUAUCAGAGCCAGCGUCAGUGCCGAGGCAAAUGGUCAUGAAAGUUGUUUGCACAAUGAUAGUAGACAAAGAAAAGGUCAUCUCAUUGGCAUUCUGAUAGGUGAACUGCUGCAUAUUCUGCGACCAUUGUAUUGGGCCUCGGCAGAAGCCUACGGUGGAAGCGAGACUACAUCUUUGUCAUUGCCAGGUAUUCAACAGUCGUCCUCGUCAUCUCUGAAAAUGCUGAAACCUUGGAUUGAGACAUUGCUCAUGGAUCUGGUGUCACUAAAGCUGUUGUGGAGACAUUCAACAAAGAACUCAGGUAAUCCCUGGACCUACGAUGAAUGGAAGCGACGAAAGGGACGGAUGCUCUUGUACCUGUUGCGGGGACCCAUUUGGUCCAAGAUGACCCAUCCAGUUCUAGAAAAGGGAUCGGCGAUUUGGACCAAAAUUCCAAUCUUGGGUCGCUUACUAGACGUUUUCCUCUGGGAUUGGAUUCUCUAUUGGAAACUCCCUUAUAUUGCAGAAGAAGGAUAG
Cylindrotheca closterium is the source of this 1452-nucleotide messenger RNA. Lineage: Eukaryota; Bacillariophyta; Bacillariophyceae; Bacillariales; Bacillariaceae. The record is from the annotation of a GenBank genome assembly.